GGGCCGAGUAUACUCCAAUAGUCAACUCAUUCGGAAAUGUUUCAUGCAAGGUGCCACCAAAAAAAAUCACGCAGUCUGCUUCCCGCAGACUUAGUAUACAAGAAUUAUAUGUCAAGGGUAUACAUGGAGGUAAUAAAUCACGGUACAUGUAUGGUAGGUGGAAUCUCCGAAAAAAAAGUGGGACAAAGUCACCCGGGCCUUGCUACGAUUGAAAGUGAUGAAGAGGCUAGUAAGCAGGCCAUUGUCUUGGAUCGUAAUUCAUUCGCUGUGUUUGUCUGGGGAAAGCCAAGGCACAUGCUCCUUAAGUUAUCUACAUACAGUCUUCCUCCGAUGCAAUUGCAGCAAACUCACACCUGAAGACAUCGAAAAUGGAGAUGGUCUUGCGGUUGAUACGGAGCCUCACAUACCUACGCCUUGAUAGUGCAACUUCCAGGUUUUUUUGAACCAAGUAUUCACAAAUCCAUUUACAUUCUAACGGUCCUCAAGUUGGAGGCAUCAUUCACUCUCUUGGAAACAUUAUCCUUAGUUUGGAAGGGCUUGGACAAUAUGAAUCUGUUUGCAUCUUGUAGGGGAUCUCACUGGGACACAAGUUGAAAGUAUUGACACCACCCGAGUCCAAG
Molecule: messenger RNA, 620 nt
Organism: Lentinula edodes (shiitake mushroom)
Lineage: Eukaryota; Fungi; Basidiomycota; Agaricomycetes; Agaricales; Omphalotaceae
Exons: 3
Coding region: 37-357 (106 amino acids)
Source: RefSeq, a predicted model, not a curated record